GAAUGCCAACAGCACGGAGUCCUUGAUUGCUUGUGAGCAUCAGUGGACGACGAUACUCCAAGGCAUGAUCUUUGUGCCUACGGAAGCGCAGGCAGACCCGACACCGGCGGAGGCAAAGAGAAGUAACCUGGCUAACUUGCUGCUGGGCAUGAUGAGAGGUAUUAUGUGGAAUAAUACACUGCUGCAUUCACAUCUGCGCACGGACGCGACGCAGCGACAAACAUACAAGAACGAUAUGACUGCGUUAACAACUGCUAUCUACACAGAGACAAGGCAGCAGCAGCAACAACAUCAUCUGUUGAAUUCCACUAUCACACGCGUCAACAGCAUAGAGGCUAACGCCUCAGCAGCGCCAGGCUGCACGACAGAAGUGACGAAGCAACUCAACGAGCGCAUCGAUCACGUCGCCACCAUCAUCGGCGACAUAAGUACUUUCAACGGACCAGACUCGAUCAGCAGCACGAUGGCCGCCAUCAAGAUGGACAUCACCAAACUACAGACGAGACCGGAAGCCGCUACAAAGACGUUCAAGAUGCCGCACUUCGACAUCAGCAAGUUCGACGAUUGCAACAAGUCGGACGCCUUGUCAUGGUGGCAACGCUUCCUCACGGAAGCAUCAUGCCGCAUGGUCCCGGCGGACGACAUGUUGAAGGCACUAUAUCUGCAACUGAUUAGAGGAGCGCAGGGAUGGAUGAACCACCUAGCGGCUACACACAAGUGCACUAUCGCCGAACUCCACACGCACAUUACGUGGAAGGAGUUCGAGCAGCUAUGGUUCACCAGAUUCAUGGUCUGCAACGUCGUGAAAAUGGCCAUGAACGAGGUCUACACAUGCUCUCAAGGGAACAUGCCAAAGCGAGACUGGGCAUCAAAAUGGCAGAAGAUAGUGACCACGCCAGGCUUCGACUUGACGUUCCCUAAUCAACGAUCCGAAUUCUUCUCGAGAUCGUGCGCAGGAUUGCGGUCGGCACUUGGCAACGAGUACGACUAUACUACGUUCCAGGCCAUUCUGGAUAGAACGAACUUAGUCAUCCAAACGGACGACAAGGCCGCUAACGAGAGGCAAUCCCAGCCGCAUUAUGUGGCUAAACAGGCCUAUCAACGUCCGACACAUAACAAUGCCGUGUUUUCUGAGGAAAUCGACGACCACCACGCUGCGGCAGCAUCCUCGAGUGAUGGAGGAAUGGUCGCAGCACUCCCGCCGAAGCUUCCGAAGAGAGUUCGCAAGAACAAGGCGACACAAGAGACAGCGGCGACGGGAGCUGGGCAGCAGCCAUGGACGGCUUAUAAGAUCACCAAGGAGGUCUAUGACCUUCGUCAAAAGUACGCAUACUGCCUAUGGUGCAACAGUGUAGUACACACUACCGCACAAUGCCCGGACAAGGGCAAGGCACGCGUACCCCGUCCAGCCAACUCGGGAAACUGAGUUACGCAAGGAGAGGGGCGACGUCUCUCCUCACUCCGCCGGACCCGGUUGCCUUGCUAGCAAUCGAUGUCACCACCGGGGAG
Chara braunii is the source of this 1509-nucleotide messenger RNA. The record is from the annotation of a GenBank genome assembly. NCBI's taxonomy places the organism in Eukaryota, Viridiplantae, Streptophyta, Charophyceae, Charales, Characeae.